AUGAGCAACAAACGGAAGAGCACUAGUGACGAAUCUGAGGGACCAUCCAGCAAAAAAAGCAGGACAACGAGCCCAGAGGAGAGUCCCACCCAGGAACCCUCUGAAACAUGUGACUCACCCAGGAUAUCCGGCACUGACAGAAAAGAAGACUUCCUGGAAAAAUAUCAACAGCUGGAGGUGCUGGGUCAAGGAGGCUUUGCCACCGUGUUUUCUGGAAUACGCAUAAAAGACAGUUUUCCAGUGGCAAUCAAACAUGUUCGCCAGCGCAGAGUUGUGCGCACAACAAUGGAUUGGAACGGGAAAAGUACUGAUGUUCCCCUGGAGGUGGCGCUACUGAUACAAGUUGGGGCUGGACCACACGAUACGGAAAGCAGUAUAACCCCACUUCUACUUGAGUGGUUUGAUCUGGAAGAUGAGCUUAUUAUGGUUUUUGAGAAACCAGAAAAUUGCAUGGACUUAAACAAAUACCUCAAAACUACAGAUAAACCUCUGUCAGAGACACAUGUUAAGGUCAUAAUGAAACAAUUAGUCGACGCAGCCAUUACGAUGGAUUACAAGGGGGUUUUCCACCGAGAUAUUAAGCCACACAACAUUCUAAUUGAAACAUCUUCUGAGGAACCCCGAGUGCGAUACAUCGAUUUUGGCUGUGGAGUCACGUUUACUCCAGGACAAAGGUUCAGGAGGAAAGCAGGAACCAGGAACUACAGUAGUCCAGAGUGGUUCAUGUAUGGCUUCUGCUCUGCAGAAUAUACUACAGCCUGGCAGCUGGGUGUUGUGAUGUACCAGCUGUUACACAACAAUUUACCAUUUGACUGCGACUACAAGAUCAUCAACCAAAACCCACCUAUUUUAGCUGACAUUUCAAACAAGCCAAUCCAGCAGCAAGCAGUCUGA
Molecule: messenger RNA, 894 nt
Organism: Pelmatolapia mariae (spotted tilapia)
Lineage: Eukaryota; Metazoa; Chordata; Actinopteri; Cichliformes; Cichlidae
Product: serine/threonine-protein kinase pim-2-like
Exons: 7
Coding region: 1-894 (297 amino acids)
Biological process (GO): protein autophosphorylation; negative regulation of apoptotic process
Cellular component (GO): cytoplasm
Molecular function (GO): ATP binding; protein serine/threonine kinase activity
Source: RefSeq, a predicted model, not a curated record